Molecule: messenger RNA, 2472 nt
Organism: Penicillium oxalicum
Lineage: Eukaryota; Fungi; Ascomycota; Eurotiomycetes; Eurotiales; Aspergillaceae
Exons: 1
Coding region: 1-2472 (823 amino acids)
Source: RefSeq, a predicted model, not a curated record
AUGGCCCCAAUUCCCCAGGCUGACCUGAUCGACAUGGACAAUCCGUCCUCUGAUGUCGGCGAUAGCCAAGACUCUCCUGUCCGUCGUCAAUUCUCGGAGCCUUUCUAUGCUCGCUCCAUCUCUACCUACGACUCCCAGUCCCCGGAGCCCCGCCCAAUGAUGCUGAAAUGCGAUUGGUGCGGGAAAUUGAUGGAGCUUCCAGAUGACGAGACUCUGGAAGAAGACGUGCUGCACGAGCACGCCAUCAAAUUUCACCCUCACCGCAUCUACCGCGGCGGGUACGAUGGAGCUGACGACGGCAUGCUCGACGACGAGGAUGUUGAAGACGAGGACGGUGACCUCGACGCGGCCGCCGAAGGCGAGGAUGCCGAGGCAGAUGGCCUGCACGAUGACGCAGCUCGCGAAGACCGCGACCUUCAGACCGCCGACGCUGGCGAGGAAGAACUGGCCGAGCCAGUGACCGCUGCCCCCUCUGUCGUGGGCCAACCUAGUGAUGCUGGCACCGCAGUGAGCACCGCCAAGCUGGCAAAGCCUGCGGCCCGAUCAACGGCGGAGCCCACGCCCACCGACCCCGCCAUGGCUCGACAGGAGGGCCUAGAGAGACUCAUUCACAAGCUCUCUUACCCUCGCAGCGCAUUCCCCGAGCAGUACCGUCAGCGAGUUGCCGAAUGGCAAGGCCCCGAGAUGCCCGUCCGCCUGCCAAAGAUCUGGACGCUCCACGAGGCAGAGAACUUUUCCCCAGGGUACGAGCAGCAACGCGCCAGGGUUGACGCUACCUGGCAGCUUGCAUUCUCUGGAACCAAAUCAAAAAAGCGCGACGCCCCAGAGCCGUUGGUCCGCCCAGAACCCUACAAAAAGGCCAAGGUCGCUCGCGGCGAGUUCCUGGAGAUCAACCCCCUGGACGGUCUCGUCGAGAUGCUGAAGAAGCCGGACCAGCUCUCCUAUGAAGAGCUUUACGCUGCCACGGAAGCAGCUGGCUUUGCCAUGAAGGUCUGGCAAGACGAGUAUCUCGCACUGGACCGCCUCUACCUCCGAGCCCACCGUCACCAGCGCGUGCCCAUCACCGAGGAUACCAAGCGUGAAUUCUUGCAAGGCGCCAAGAAGAAGGCUGGUCAUCCCAUGGCGCGGAUCCCCGAACCCGACCUUGACUUUGAGGACAAGAAGGAAGCCAUGCUCUAUGGCUACCGUUACAAUUCUGUCCAGGGCAACACAGCCACCACAGUCAGUCGGACGCCCCAGAACCCUUUCGUCCAGGGCGGUUUUGUCCCUACCCUCGCACAGGGACGAAAGAUGGUUUCCAAGAUCGCGCCCGGUGAGCGGAAUCCAGAUGGCUGGGCCCCCAUUGUGCGGAACGGCAUUGAGCUGGUGCCCAAGUUGUGGGAAGAGCCGCAGGCGCCCAUUCAGGCCAAGGUGACGCGCAAGCGGAAGGCUGCCGAGGCUGAGACGACUCAAAAGCCCGAGACGCAAGAGCCGCAGGAGACUGCCCCGCCACCAAAGUCCCCUGAGGUGAAUGAGACCGAGGAGGAGGCUCAUCCGCCCAAGCGUCGGGCUCGAGGAGGCGCUCGCGGUGGUCGUCGCAUCGCCACUUUUGAGGCGUACCAGCCACCGGCAGCGGAGCCGGUGGUCGAGAAUGCCGCUCGUGGUCGGGGUCGUGGUCGGGGCCGAGGACGUGGCCGUGGUCGAGGCCGUGGCGCUGGUCGUCAACUUACUGCUGAGCCGCACCCAUCAACAGAGGCCGUCCCAGAGACUACAGCACCCGCCACUACCAGCUCGGGUCGGGGUCGGGGAGGUCGUCGGGGGGCCAGCACAGCGGCGCGUAGCAGCGCCGCGCCCUCGGUUGCACCGAUCUCUGCAGCAUCCGCAGAGGAGUCCACACCGUCAAACGUGGACCUUUCGCCCAUGCCGGAGGCGCCUGAGCAGGCCAAGCCAAUUCCGGCCGUCAAGAAGGAGGCUCCCGUGGAGGAUCCCGAGGAAGCCAAGCGACAAAAGAUUCUGAACUCGAAGAAUCCCAAGCGCACCAAGGCCAUGCUGGACCAUUGGGAACGGUUCAACAAGGAAGGCCGGAUCCGCAAUCCGAAGCGGUCCAAAGCGCAGAUCGAGUCAGACAAAGCCGCCGAUGAGACUCGCAAGACCAAGGAGGUCUCUCGGCCGGCCGGUCGACGCCGUGGCUCCCCCUCGCUGGCUCCCCUCCCCGCGGGCAAUCUCGCUCCCAAAGCCCCCAUGGGUAUGCCGCCCAUGGUGGGUAUGCAGCAACAGUUGGCACCGGGACCUGGGCCGUCCCUGCCUCCACUGAAUUUGGGCCCAUACGGGGCUCCCAACCCAUAUGCACCUCCGCCGGUGCCGGGGAUGGGUCAGCAGAUGGCGCAGUUUUCGCCAUUCCCCUUUCCCACGGGGUCGUACGGGCUGGGGCACGGGCAAGGGCCGAUGCAAGGUCCGCCGCCACCCCAAGAUCCUCGCCAUAGAGGACUCUAG